This is a messenger RNA of Falco peregrinus (peregrine falcon), 5940 nucleotides long. It is a transcript of the gene B3GNTL1, whose product is annotated as UDP-GlcNAc:betaGal beta-1,3-N-acetylglucosaminyltransferase like 1. The coding region runs from base 498 to 1559 and encodes 353 amino acids. The transcript is spliced from 13 exons. The record is from RefSeq and is a predicted model, not a curated record. NCBI's taxonomy places the organism in Eukaryota, Metazoa, Chordata, Aves, Falconiformes, Falconidae.
CGGUGCCCUCAGACAGGGCCCUCAGCCUCGCCACGGCCUGGGCAGCACACCCCGAGCCAGGCCGGGGGAGCGCCGGAGGUGACACCGCGCACCCAGCGAGGGGCAGUGAUUUAGAACGGCCACACAGCUGCCCAGCCGCCCAUGUCGAGACAGCCAUCCCUCUGUCCCGACAGGGGUGCCUCGGCGAACGCCUCCGUGCCAGGGGCGCCCUGGAAGCGCGGCGCGCGCCCCCGCCUCAGCGCCUCGCUGCUCCCCGCUGCCCUAGACUGUCGCGCACCGCGGCGGCGGCGCUUCCGGCCCUGCCAGCCGCCUCAUCUAUGGUUGUUCCUCCCGCUGGGGCUCGGUGCCGGGCCGUCAGGCGGGCUGGCGGCCUGCCCUGAGGGGGGCAGGGGGCAGUUCCCCCAAAACCGCCUCCCCGCCCGGCCAGCAGCUCCGGCUCCUUCGCGGGCGUUACGGGGCGAGCGGCCCCCCUUCCUCCCCGUGGGGCGGAGGCGGCCAUGGCGGAGGCGGGGAGAGGCGGCGCCGUGCAGGUGUCUGUCAUUGUGCCUGUUCACAAUAGUGAAUGCUGGUUAGAUGAAUGCUUGAAGUCGGUUUGGGAGCAAGAUUUUAAAGAAACCAUGGAGCUGUCAGUUUUUAAUGAUGCCAGUAAGGAUGGUUCAGCUGAAAUAAUUGAAAAAUGGAAGAUCAAGUUGGAAGAUGCUGGUGUUUCAGUGGUCAUUGGUAGUAAUGAUUCAUCCCAACCUCGAGGCGUUGGAUUUGCUAAAAAUCAGGCAGUAAUUCAGAGCUCAGGAACCUAUCUCUGCUUUCUGGAUUCAGAUGAUGUGAUGAUGCCACAGCGGGUUAGACUGCAGCACGAAGCUGCCAUUCAACACCCAAACAGUAUUAUUGGUUGCCAAGUCAGAAGAGAGCCACUGGAGUCUACUGAACGUUAUACUCGUUGGAUCAAUAAUCUAACUGAAGAACAACUUCUUACACAGGUUUUUACCUCCCAUGGACCUACUGUGAUCAUGCCAACCUGGUUCUGUUCUCGAGAAUGGUUUUUUCACGUUGGAAAAUUUGAUGAGGGUGGAAAGGGUGUUCCAGAAGAUUUGUUGUUUUUUUAUAAGCACAUCCAAAAGGGCGGUGAAGUCUUUCGAGUAAACCAUUGCCUCCUGCUGUACCGUUACCAUCCACAGGCUGCAACUCAUUCCAUCCUAGAGGGAACCAUCUGGAAUCACCGAGUCAGGUUUCUUGAAGACAGAGUCCUGAGCUGCUGGACGUCGUUCACCAUUUGGAAUGCUGGCAAGCAAGGCAAGAAGCUCUACAGAAGCUUGUCACCAGCUAAUCGGAAAAAAGUAACUGCAUUUUGUGAUGUUGAUGAAAAGAAAAUAAGAAAAGGAUUCUACACUUAUGAAGAAUCUGAGGAGAGACCAAAACCCCAAAUUCCUAUAUGUCACUUCAGAGACGCAACUCCACCCUUCAUUAUCUGCGUGAAGCUGGAUUUGACAGGUGGAGCGUUUGAAGCAAACCUGAACAUGCUGAACUUGAAGGAAGGGAUGGAUUACUACCACUUUAACUGAAAACCAAGUGCACUUCACAGCUCGUGCCGAGAAUCCACUUUGUCAGGAUGCUGCAGCACAAACUCUUCCAGUCCUACCUGAGCCACGAGCUUCAGCUGACAAAGCAGCGCCUGCGACUUCCUUACACUGAACUCUGCAAGACAGAAAGAAAAAAAGAGGUCACGUGGAGUAGGCACGCAUCACUGGUUUAGCAGUAUCCCAAUCAUGUAAUUAAGUAAACUAAACCAAGAAGAAAAUGUAGACAUACAAAGAUGUAACAUUUAUAGUCCUUUUUAACACUAAUUUUUAACUACCCUCUAGCAAAUUUUAUUUGGACAAGUUUUAAAGGAAGGGUAAGUGUUGAUUUCAGCUGAAAUCCAUUUCUUUCACCUUUUCAUAAUGUUAGGCUUGGCUUUCUCAGUUGUUUCUCCGCUGCUCUGAGGAUAUGUGAGCUCUCGAGGAAAAGCAGUGUUGUGCGCUCUUGUGUGAGCACAGCCUGGCUGCUGCUAGGGACAGCUGGGCAGCUGUGGAGUCCUUGGCGUUCAGUAUCGCCUUCACAGUGAACUCCAGCAGUUCUCAGGGCAGGCGCAGGCUUAACUCUUUUUGCUAACAGUUAUACUAUUUGUUUAUGUUAAAAGAGGAGAAAAAAGGUAAAAUUCCAGAAUCAGCACGUAACUUCCAGAUUGCACAUGAUACUGCUUGUGACAGUUCCAUCUGAAAUACCGAUACAUGUAUUUGGCUGUUUCUUAUUAUUUUGUUUACAUUGGGAGAUAAUUAUUGGAGACUGAAAAAUGAGGAGAAAACUAAGGAACAAGUAAGUUUUUUUGAGAUCAGGGAGUUCACCUUGUAACAUCUUUCAUUUGAACAUAAAAUUUCUUUUAGUUGACUAGAAAACAGCACUGCUCAGGUCAAUUUUUGCUCUAAAGCCAAUUCCUUGUAUGGGUGAGAGGUUCAGAUUCUUGUUUUCCAGAAUGGCAGAAAUGUUAGUUACAGGUUUCUUAAAACUUACUAAAAGCAGAAACCUGCAGACAUGACGGUAAAAACUGGAAAAUGGGUAAAGAAACUGCCAUGGGGGCAGCAGGGUGUCUUUGAAGGCUAUUCAUGGAUGUCUUGAGUAUUAGUCUUCUGACCAAUUUUUUAAAGAUAUAUAUAUUUAUAACUCAGGAAAAUAUAGGAUCUACUUACAGCAGGAAGCACCUUCAGUGUAAGGGAUGAUGAGACUAUUACACAGGAGGAACUGGCUGACCUCAAGGACUCGCACAGUCACAUCCCAGCCAGCCAGUGCAGCCGGCAGUUUAAAAACACCAUUAGCCAAGGUCACCCUCAGCGGCCGUGCAGGAGAAAAGACUUGGUGGCUUUCAGCCCCAGAUGCUGCAGCUGUGAAAAAUGCUACGGCAGUUCUGAAGUGGAACUGUGCAGGGCAACAUUGCAUAAUUCUAGUCACAAAAAUAAUGGUGUUCAAGUAUUUCAGAAAAGGAAGGUAUUUCCCAAUUAGGAAAAGCUUAGGAAAGACAACUGCAUGGGUGAUGUUUCUGCAUUCUAAAAUAAUUACAAAGAACAAAACCUUCCUAAAACAACAAUAAAAAUCACAAAGCCCAAGAGCAAGUUAAUAUACCACUGGUUUUAAGCUUAAUCAGUUUACAGAAUAGGUUAUAUGCUGUGGGUGCCUGUGAUGCCAGGGAAGAAGCCUUGGAUCAUCAAGCACUUCCACCUUCUCUUGCAUACCCAAAAAUAAUUUUUCUUUGUGAAUUGUCAUGUUAACACAUGUUCUCUAAACCAGUAAUAAUUCAGCCUCCUUAUCUUUGGACAGAGAGGAAAGGAACCUCUCAGAACCCCUUGAAAAAUUCUGUACUUCUGCAAUACUGAGCAGACGGGCAAUUCCAAACUAUCUGCAUUAAAAUGAAAUGGGACCUACAUAUGGCUAAGUUGUCUGUCAUCCUAUGAACGUAUAGCUUUUAGAUUAUAUUCUUCCUCUUAGGCAGCGUUAGAAUUCUGUGGUUUGCACAACAUCUCAGGUUAUAAUCCUGCUGUUGAAAUUGACGGGGAAUUUUUAAUCCCUUUUUCUUUCCCCAGAAAGGGCAGACGAGCAGUUUUUGAAACAUCUGUACUGCAUUAUUUAAUUCCUGCAUUUUGUUUGAGUAAGAUGUCACACUGCAAGCCUGGAAUGGUUUCAAGAAAGGAGAGUGGAAGGGCUUAAGCCAACAGUUUCAGCAAUUCCAUCUAUUCUGGAGUUAGCUGUGAGGCCGUUCCUCCUGGUGCACACGGGUACGUUCAGGAACCGGCGCAGAACCGCAGCUGUUGCACAGAAGUUCCCGGCAGGCUUGGGGGAACAACUGAUCGUUCCUGUGGUAUUUACAGACCCCCCCGGAGCACAUUUCCGUACUUCACCUUGGAUACCAGCUGCGGUUUGGGCACUUUCAUGAGAUCACAGAGGCAGUUGCGUUUCUCUCGUACUACUGGCAAUUCAGCUUCCCUGCAUGAGGAAGUAUUUUCCAGUUAAUUCAGAAAUAAAACCCCGAGGUUAGCUACAUACAUACAACUUCUUAAGCUAUCCAUUUUGUUAUUAUAUGGCUAUGUACGCGUCUGUUCUUUCACGUAGGUUUCAAAUCUUAGAAGUUUUUGGUGUGUGUCACAUUUUAAGGAUAAUGUAACAUUUUUGUACCACCUGAAGCCAGAUAAACCAUAAACAUACACCAGAUCUUCCACAAGUGACCCGUUACUAGUAAAAUGUCCAAGACAAUUCCUUUAGGCUUUUGUAUUCAAAAAAUCCCCACUUAUUCAUACAACCCAUUCACUAAUUUUUUAUUUAAAGCUACAGCUCCUUUUUUGUUUAAGACUACUUCACGUCAAGAAUUAAAAUAAAUGCCAGUGGAUUUGGAGAACAUUCUACAAUCUAAAGAAGCCUUCUCCUGAAACAGAAAAUCCAGACCUAAAACUUGUGAGCCUUUUAAAAAGUUUCUGAAGUAGUAUCAUGUCGAUGAGGUAAUUUCCUCAAGAACUGUCAGUUACAAAAAGCCCCUAAAUGCCAAAAAUCCAUACAGACAACAUUCUUUUGCAUGUUGUAAAAAUCUACCACUAACUGGAAUGCUGUGGGACUGGAGACUGCCAAAUAUUAUUCACCAUUUAGAGUAGAUUUAUUUUGCUUUUCUUAAGUAACUGUAAUGUUACUUGUAUGUAACUGUACCUGAUUUUGUACAUGUAACAGUGUACAAAAACUAUAAAUGUGCUAUUUAAAAAUGUAACUCUUAGCACAUAAACAGAGUUCAAAACUGCAGAGAGAAAGCAUAAAGGGCAAGUUAGAAAUAAUCUUAACUUCUGGUUUUCUGACACCUUGGACAAUUUAUCAUAUUUAAUACUGGAAACCUUCCUGUAGCUAAACAAAACUUAUAUAAAGUAAUUCUUUUAACUCUGAAUUUUAUAAUCAUAAACUGUCUAUAGUUUCAACAACGAACAAAUAUGCAUAUGCCAGUAAUUAUAGUCUUCCCCAAAUACAAAUUCUCAUUUGGCUUCCGGAUGUUAAUGCUUAUUGUAAUUCAGAAUUUACUACGAUUGCUUUGGCACUGGGAGAGCUUGAGAAGAACAAGCCGCUCUCGCUGACACUUCGCAAUGACUUCAAACCUCUUCCUUUGUAAACAGUUCAAGCCUACCACGAUAAAACAAGUUUUAAGUAAACUAGCUCUUCAUCUUUAAUCUUAGUGCAAUGGGCAUAUGGCAACAGGGAACUCAGAGCAAGUCCUGAGCUAAGACAAUAAAACAGGCAGCCAGUCACACCUUAAAAAUGACAACAUGAAAACACAAUAUUUAUUUUUCUGAAGUGGUUUUUACAACUAUUUUGCUUUGGUUUAGUAACCCAUUUAUGAGCAGAACUGUGCUACCACCGCUUUUUCUGUAGCAAUUUGGUGUGUACCGCUUCUAAUUUUGGUAUUGUAAACAUCCCUGUGUGACGGCAGUAAUCCAAGCCUAUUCAAUUGUUUCUGUUAACAAAUUCUUUAUGUAACUUCUGAGCAAGCCUGCUCUUAAAUUCAGGUUUCAUAAGCGAGCACUGAAUCACACUAAAUAAGUAAUUUUAACAACAGGCAGAAUUGUUGAUAACCAGUUCUUCAAAUCUGAGACAGUUAUUCUAAUUCUGAGCUGGAAAAUUCAGAAUAGCAGCAGCCACUGCUUACAAUGACAAACUUAGUUUUCUUUUCCCAAAUAUAAAAUUAUUUAAGCUCAGCGCAGAAAUGAACUGGAAAGUAAUUAACAGUUAAAUAACGUAAGCCUGCAGUCUGAAAAAAUGUAAACCACAGCCUUAAGGUGUAUUUGUUCUUUAAACAUAGCUAGAUACAUUUAUUUCCAUGAAAUGUCAAUGAAGACAAAAAGCCAUUUAAUAUAAUGACUAAAUAAAUCAUAUUUUUUUUUA